Molecule: messenger RNA, 2586 nt
Organism: Spirometra erinaceieuropaei
Lineage: Eukaryota; Metazoa; Platyhelminthes; Cestoda; Diphyllobothriidea; Diphyllobothriidae
Source: the annotation of a GenBank genome assembly
AUGAACGCUUGGAAGGACGAUCCUAACGGUUCACAAAUUGGACAGAGUGCCCCAGUUCUCGCCGUUCCGUCUCAGGCGACCCAGAAGGACACCAGUGAACCCUCGGCCACCGAACCACUAUCGAGGUCGGACGCUACAAUGGUGGCAGCGAACGAGCCGAGCCCACAGCCUAAAAACAGUACAACAAACCCUGUUCCGUCUUCUUUUAAACCCUACGACGGGAGCAAAGAUUUUUCGUGCUGGCUGCGCCGCCUUAAGUUCCAUCUAGACGAUGUUCCACAAAACGAACGCAGCCGUACGGUGCUUCAACAUCUUGCAGACGACCAGAUGGACAAGGCACUCGAUGCCGGCCUCACCCGCCACACCCCUUUCCAGGUGCUGUGCGACCAAUUACAGAGGCCAUUCCAACCCCCAUUGACCAUUGAGGAAGCCCUUGACCAGUUACUAAAACGUUCCUUAAGGAGCGAUGAGACCCCUCGGCAGUUCGCCGACGCGUUACUUCGGCUCGCACGCGACGCCUUCCCCUCACUUUCAGCGGCUGAUAGAGACCAAGUGGUCCUUUACCACUUCAAACGCGGACUCGGUUCCCAGGAGGUGACGUAUUCCCUGAGAAUUCUGCCACCGGGCGACCUCAACGAAGCCAUCCAGCGGGCAUCCCGCAUGCUAACAACCGAUGCCCCAACAGGCGAUAACCACCCCCGGGCUGAACCGUGGAAAUCCACGCCAGACCGCAGGCAACAGUACAACACCUGGACCAGACCGCACUACCAGCCUUCACAACGAUUCAACCGCGACAGCCGACACCCCACGUUCCGCACGCCCUAUCGACCCCCACCGCUCAACACUGGGCCAAGACAAUUCCGGGGAGAUAGAGACAGUACUGCGGCGGCGAUUACCAAGGAAGGUAACCACAUCAUUCCCGUCUGCUUUGAUAACGCGUCACAUAGUUUACCGUUUUACACGGCGAUUUACCUAGACGACAAACCCAUUAAGGCUCUAGUCGAUACAGGCGCCACCACGUCCUUAGUUAGGGCAGACGUACUAGGCUCUAAGUGGCUUAAUCUCGCCCGACAAAGCGGUCGCUCACCACACCUCAAAACCGCAGACGGGUCACCCAUGACCACUUUAGGGAUGGUUCGACUGCCCAUCUCCUUCCCAACCAGCGUUAAGGAACAAGCGUUUGUCGGCACCCACACCAUGUCGUGGGACAUGAUACUCGGCCUAGAUUUCCUUUCUGAGCACAACUGUUGUAUUAUGGUCAAAGAGCGCAUACUAUCCUUAGGGCAUAAGCCACCGCCUAACCACCCAACAGCCGCCGAGUUUGACGAAGAAGCCACCUGCGCGGCCAUCGCAGUGUCGGUAGCCUUACCGUCCACAAGUGUAGACACGGUCUUACCCCCAGAUGAUACGAUCGCUCUUACCGACAAGGCAGACUUGAAGUCACUUCUGACUGCGUGUAGCGAUGUUUUCGCAUGGGACGAUACCUCCUUAGGCCGCACCGCUGUCAUCCGUCACAGCAUUGACAGCGGCACGUCGAAACCUCUGUGGCAACCACCACGUCGCAUUCCACCACACUUUCAGAAGGAGGUGAGCGACCUAAUUCAAACGAUGCUGACCACAGGGAUAAUCCGCCCCUCCAAGUCGCCGUGGGCAUCGCCAGUCACAUUAGUGCCCAAAAAAGACGGCAAACUCCGAUGUUGUAUAGACUAUCGGCGACUUAAUGCGGUCACCACCCGCGAUUCGUUUCCACUUCCAAGAAUUGAUGUCACACUCGAAGCGCUUGCAGGACCCCAAUGGUUCUCAACGCUGGACCUGAAGUCCGGUUAUUCGCAAGUUGAAGUAGAACCUAAAGACCGCCCAAAAACAGCGUUUAUACUACCACAAGGGCUUUUUGAAUUCGAAACCAUGCCGUUCGGGCUCUGCAACGCAGCCGCCACCUUCCAACGGCUGAUGCAGUCCGUCCUGGCUCACUUAUACCCUCACAGCUGUUUAAUAUACCUCGACGACGUGAUCGUGUUUGGACGCACGGCCCGGCAACAUAACGAUAACCUCGCCGCAGUGCUCUCUGCUCUCCGCGACGCCGGCUUGCGUUUAAAUCCACAAAAGUGCAAGUUUCUGUGCCGGAAAGUCACAUUUCUCGGCCACGAAGUCAGCCCGCAAGGCAUUCAGGCGUCACAGGAAAAAGUAGAGGCAGUCAGAUCAUGGCCUACGCCGAAGACCCCAACUGAAGUCAGAGGCUUCCUCGGCCUGGCCUCCUACUAUCGCCGCUUUAUCCUCCACUUUGCGGAGCUCGCACGUCCCCUCCAUCGGUUGACCGAAAAAGGUCGCCCAUUCGCAGGGUCCGACGAUUGUCAACAGGCCUUCAAUGAGUUAAAAGCAAAACUCACUUCGGCACCGAUAUUAAUGCUACCUGACACGAGUCCUGAGGCUCCCCCUUCAUACUCGAUAGCGACGCCAGCGGGUUCGCGAUCGGGGGCGUACUCUCACAAGCCGACGAGACAGGGGCCGAGCGACCGACUUGCUUUGCGAGCAAAACCCUAUCGAAGCCCGAGCGAAACUAUUGCACCUACCGACGAGAAUUGCUAG